Molecule: messenger RNA, 2589 nt
Organism: Aspergillus wentii DTO 134E9
Lineage: Eukaryota; Fungi; Ascomycota; Eurotiomycetes; Eurotiales; Aspergillaceae
Gene: facB
Product: C6 transcription factor FacB/Cat8
Exons: 5
Coding region: 1-2589 (862 amino acids)
Biological process (GO): regulation of DNA-templated transcription; DNA-templated transcription
Molecular function (GO): zinc ion binding; DNA-binding transcription factor activity, RNA polymerase II-specific; DNA binding
Source: RefSeq, a predicted model, not a curated record
AUGCCUGGAAUUCUUCCUAUGAAAGUGAUCAAGGUGGGCAACAACUCGCAAAGUCGGAUUGCCCAAGCCUGCGAUCGGUGCCGCAGCAAAAAGAUCCGCUGUGACGGCGUCCGACCAUGUUGUUCCCAAUGCGCCAAUGUUGGGUUCGAGUGCAAAACCAGCGAUAAGCUUAGCCGUCGAGCAUUCCCCCGUGGAUAUACAGAGUCGCUGGAGGAACGUGUGCGGGCGCUGGAGACAGAAGUGAAGGACUUGAAGAGUUUGUUGGACGAGAAGGACGAAAAGAUCGAUGUGCUGUCCCGGAUACACUCAUUCUCACCACCAGCGCAGCAGAGACUCAAUGCCGCUGCACGAUCGCCAGCAGCCUCGGAGGCAGCCAAGUCACCCACUUCGACCGACACAGCCGAGGGUGUUUUUCAGGUUCAACAGGCCUCGCGGUCAGAAUCAAUAGAUGCCCAAUCUACCGGGCUUUCUAGUACCAACGGUUUUGCGGAUACUUUCACAGGCAGACUUAAGAACCAGGGAAGACUGCCGUCAAGUGUGUCGACGCGAGCGCUGACCGCAUCGCCUCCGGCAAUUUCUCAUGCUCGGGCCAACCAACCCAUUCAAACACCACCUCGGCUCGUGUCUGAUCAGCUCAUCAACAUAUUCUUCCAGGAAUGGGCGCCUCUUUACCCGGUCGUUCAUCGUCCCACUAUUCUCAAAGCAUACGAACAAUAUCUUACGAACCCGGAAUUUUUGCAUGGAAAUGCUCAUGACUUGGUCCAGCUGAACUUGAUUUUUAGCAUUGCUGCUCUCUCGUCAACUUCGAGGACAAACCAGGACCCCACCUUCUUUGAGGAGAACUGGUCUUCCACACUUGAAACCCUCUCAAGCAAUAUUUCCAUGCAGACCUUGCAAUGUCUUGUUCUUGCUCAGAUCUACUGUAUGACCAAGGCAGAGUACCAAGGUCUAUUACGCUAUCGGAGCCUGGCUGUUGGCUUGUGCCAUCAGCUGCGACUUCACCAAAGCCAGAAGCACUUCUCAAACCCUCUUGUGGGUGAGGCACGGAAAAAGGUUUUCUGGUCUCAAUAUGUUCUUGAUAGAUUCGCCGCCGCUUUGACGGGCUUGCCGAUUCUUCUGCGUGAAGAGGACGUCCUUACUGAAUACCCAGAGGACGUUGACGACGAGAAUAUCACCGAGACGGGCUUCUUGCCAACACUCCCUGGUGAAUCCACCCGACUGUCGAGCGCGAUUGCACUUUUCGCGGCAUCGAGGAUCUUGAAUAAGGUCUUGGAAGACUUGUACCCCUCAGAAUCCGGGUAUGAGGUCUGCGUUUCGAAGAUGCGUGCAGUUGCAAGUCAACUGGAUGACUGGGUUCAGAACCUGCCCGCUCACCUUCGGCUCGAAUUCAGUCAAGAUAAGCCCAGCACAAAUGUUACAAGUAGCCGGUCGCCACUUCUGUCCCUUGUCUACUACUUUAUUCGGUCCUUGAUCCAUCGCCCAGCCGUCUGUUUUGCCGAUGAAACUAUUAGCUCGCCUUCUGUUCUCGCCGUAUCUGACUCUAGCAAGCACAUCAUACAAAUCAUGCAGCUACUCGACGAGAGACGACUUUGCCUUUCUGUCAGCAUCAACCGGAGAGAGCUUGUUUUGAACUGCGGCCUUGGUCUUUUGUGGCAGAACAUUGGUUUGAAGCGGGAUAGCAAGCUGGUGAAGGAGAGCCAGAAAUUGCUCAGCGCCGUCACUGAGCAGCUGGAAUCCGAGUCGUCAUCGGCUGCCGCGGAAUUCAGCGUGUUGGCCAGUCUCUUUAUCGCUUUGGAUAGCAGCAAACGCGGGACUAAACAUCAGGAAAUGUCGGCCCCGUCGCAGAAGCCAUCGAAGUCUCCUAAGAACCAGCAGUCUUCGAGAACACCAGCUCAAAUGGCCGCGGGCCAGUCGGCAAAACCAGAGUCGACAUCGCGCAGAGCAACAAUUUCAGGCGCCAGUCCCUCGGUGGUGCACCAUCACAUCCGGUCAGCCAGCCGAAACAGCCUUACUUCGCCGUUGUCCGACCAAUACCACCACCUUUCCCAUUCGCCGGUAUAUCCCGCCUCUUCCGGUCUGGGACAUGACCACGCUCGAGCCAUGUCUUGCUCGGCACCCUCAGAUGCCGGCGUCGGAGCCAUUACUAUGGCGGAUUGGGAAUUCGUCCUGAGCGAUAUGGACCGUGGAUACUCGAACAUCUUCACGGGAAUCUAUGGCGGCAAGGAAUGCGGAGAAGACAGCGGUCCCUUUGCAUCUUUGACUGCCGAGUAUAGCCAGAAGCCGGACUCGGUUCCCUUGCCGACGUCGCAGAGUGAUCUGCAAGGCCUGUCGCCUGAGGCAUGGUCUGCUAGCAGCAGCAGCGACAUUCCACCCAACCAGGAGAUGUCAGCACAGAGUGUUCUCAGCUAUUCAGACGAGAGUCUGGGCAGUGUGGAACCCAGUCUCCCAUUUGGAGAUCUGCCGUUACAGACCGGGGAUCGGCAUGCCGGUGUUUUGGAUCCAUUCCAGGGGAUCAUGAUGCCAACCGCUGAGGAAGAAAUUGACGAAUUUGGAUUGGCCGGUGGUUGGGAUCGACGAUUGGCCGUUUGA